This is a messenger RNA of Penicillium crustosum, 861 nucleotides long. RefSeq names its product Aminoglycoside phosphotransferase. The transcript has 3 exons. The record is from RefSeq and is a predicted model, not a curated record. The annotation marks the transcript as partial. NCBI's taxonomy places the organism in Eukaryota, Fungi, Ascomycota, Eurotiomycetes, Eurotiales, Aspergillaceae.
AUACUCGGUCAAUCAGGAGAUUACCCAUUUCCUCCAAAAGACCUUACAGACCGCUCGUUAUGUGAUGACCGAGCACAUGAGCUCGUGGGAGGUACUGUGACCCCCGUUGCAGUGCAAGGCGUUUGCAGUUAUUCUGUAUACGCGGGCCCAAAUCACGAGCAUGUGGUUCAGUUCCGACUAAGGUCUCUUAGGCUGAAGACUGGAAUUGCAAAUAUUGCCAGCAAUUUAUAUGGAUCCUUAGUGCCAUCCGUAUCUUAUCACGGUCAGAUUGGAGGCGAUGAUGUUAAUGGAAAGGAACCUCUCUCUGUCUAUGUGAUGAGUCGGGUCAAAGGCAUUAGUUAUCUCGAUAUUAUACUUGCGCAUAAUCUCCCAGAGAAUUCGCCCGACUACUUUACCUGGAGACAGAAUCCUAUCUCCGACGUUGCUAGGCUCUUUGCUCUCACGUGGAAAAGCCUACUGAAUGUGUACCGAACCUUUUAUGAAAGUCUCUAUCAAAGAUACGACGAAGACCUACGGCGGCUCUUAGUUGCUCUACCUGAUCGCUUCCACCCAAUCAUCCAACAAUCGAUCGAUGCUCUACCUGCUAUUUCUUUUUCGCUGUCUAUGGUCCUUCUUCACAAGGAUUUUGGUAUGUGUAAUGUCAUGGUUGAUACCGACAAUAACCAUCUAGCCGAAGCGGAGAUUAGUACUUUCGGAACGAACCUUCAUUCUCUCCAGCAGUUUAUGAGCAAAUAUCGCCUUGGUGUUGGCUGGGUUCGAUAUGGUAACUAUGACGCUUUGAGCAGUAUAUUUUGGAAUAUCCUCUCCGUGGGCCCCAGGGGUCUUGAGGAGGUGACGAUCCGAACGAUAAAUCUGCAAUGA